AUGGAUCCACUUCCAUUAGGUCGUUGUAGUGUAAAAAAUUCAUCAGGAACUAAAAUUCAAUGUAGCCGAUGGGCUAUUCUUAUUUGUUCACAUUGUAAUCAAGGAGUAUGUUUAGAGCAUCAUGAUAUACAUCAACAUGAAAUUCAAAUACGAACAGAUCAACUUAAUAAUCGAAUAAAUGAUUUACGUCAAAUAUUGCAUACAUUAACAUAUCAACAAAUGAUUGAUAAUUUUCAAGAAAAAAUAGAUCAAUGGUCUCAAAUACGUAAAAAUGAAAUUGAUUUAAAACAUGCACAAAUGUCAGUUCAAUUAUUAAAUGAAAUUAAACAAAUAAAUAUUGAUCAAUUUCGUUUAUUACAAUUAAAUAAUAUUGAACAAUAUAUUGGACAACCAUUAACAGAUCUUCUUCAUUUACCUAAUAAUAUUCAAAUGAAACAUAUUGAAUCAUUAGAACAACAACUUGAACAAAUUCAACAAACAAUUCAAGAAAUAUUUUCAUGUCUUCAGAUUACUAAUGAUGGCCAAUUAAAAAUAGAUCAAUCGAUAACAUUAAUCAAUAAUUAUUCCACGUUAUCAUCACUUUAUAAACAUUCUCUAAAUGAUUGUCCAGGUGCAAUGGCAGGUUCACCUCUUCAUCAAGAUUAUUUACUUGUUUUUCAAUCUAAACCAUAUUUUUCUCUUGUAUUCAUCGAAGAUAAUAAACAUAUAACUCGAAUUCCAAUUGAUUGUUUUGUUAAUGAUAUAUGUUGGUCUCAAACAACACAAGUUUUUCUUAUUACUACUGAAUAUUAUCUUUAUGAAUUUUAUCCAUUAAAUAAUCGUCUAUCAGAACCAUAUGGAAAUUCUAAAUCUAAUCGAACAUUAUGGACUUCAGCAUGUAAUUCAACAGAUUUAUAUAUAAUACAUAAACCUGAUAUGAUCAUGUAUCAGAGAGAUAUUAAAAAACCAUUUGAAAAAAAAAGAGAAUGGCAAAAGAAUGAUAUUAUGUGUGAAGAAGGUGAUCAAUUUAUUGGUUCUAUACGUAUUGAUGAACAAAGACAAAUUUUGGCAUUAUCAAUCAAACAAUGUGAUAAUCGAUGGCGUGUUGAUUUUUUUUUAAUAGUUUCUAUGCAACGUUUGUACUGUGGAUCAUCAUUCGGUAUACCAACUGAAAUACAUCCAUGUUAUUGUAUGAUAACACCAUUACUUAAUCAUCAUAAUCAAUGGUUAGUACAAUAUUGUACUAGUGAAAAAUGUCAAUGUGUAAUACUUAAUGAAAAAGCUCAAGUUAUUAAUCAAAUUGAUCGUAAUGGAUUUAAUAUUACACUUAUUGGUCGAGAUAAAAUAGCAUUUUUAGAUCAUAAUGGUAUUGAAAUUUAUCGAAGAUAA
Rotaria sordida is the source of this 1368-nucleotide messenger RNA. The record is from the annotation of a GenBank genome assembly. NCBI's taxonomy places the organism in Eukaryota, Metazoa, Rotifera, Eurotatoria, Philodinida, Philodinidae.